AUGUUUCGACCCCUCCUACCCCGCCAUCUCCCUCGAUCCUCUUCUCUCCUCCGCAACCUUUCAACUCCUCUCACCUCGGCCUGCUCGCCGUCUCUCCAGUCCACCUUCAGCAUCUCUGCUAGAGCCUUCUCAGUUUCCGCCGCCGACAUGUCGCAGUGCUACUUCCAGCUCGAGUGGGAGGGCCCCACGAUGGAUGAGAGGGGCAACCUCACCAGCCAGGUCCGGCUGCAGUCCGGCCGCAUCGUCUUCAACCUCUUCGACGAUGUUGUCCCCAAGACCGCUCGCAAUUUCCGUGAGCUCUGCACUGGCGUGCACGGUUACGGCUACAAGGGCUCGACAUUCCACCGCAUUAUCCCUGAAUUCAUGCUCCAGGGUGGUGACUUCACCCGUGGCAACGGCACUGGCGGCCGCUCGAUCUAUGGCGAGAAGUUUGCCGAUGAGAACUUCAAGCUCAAGCACGACCGCCCCGGGAGGCUCUCCAUGGCCAAUGCCGGCCCUAACACCAACGGCUCUCAGUUCUUUAUCACGACUGUCAAGACUUCUUGGCUCGAUGGCCGUCACGUUGUGUUCGGUGAGGUUGCUGAUGAGGAGUCCAUGAAGGUUGUCAAGCUGAUCGAGGCUACUGGCUCCCCCAGCGGCGCUAUCCGCUACUCCAAGAAGCCCACCAUUGUUGACUGCGGUGUUGUCGCCUAA
Thermochaetoides thermophila DSM 1495 is the source of this 693-nucleotide messenger RNA. RefSeq names its product peptidyl-prolyl cis-trans isomerase-like protein. The transcript has 5 exons. NCBI's taxonomy places the organism in Eukaryota, Fungi, Ascomycota, Sordariomycetes, Sordariales, Chaetomiaceae. Bases 1 to 693 code for a protein of 230 amino acids. The record is from RefSeq and is a predicted model, not a curated record. Gene Ontology annotation, molecular function: peptidyl-prolyl cis-trans isomerase activity. Gene Ontology annotation, biological process: protein folding; protein peptidyl-prolyl isomerization.